Molecule: messenger RNA, 2047 nt
Organism: Microbotryum saponariae
Lineage: Eukaryota; Fungi; Basidiomycota; Microbotryomycetes; Microbotryales; Microbotryaceae
Source: the annotation of a GenBank genome assembly
AUGCCGUACUCGUCCGCACCCUUGGCUCUGCCGCGUGGCUUCCGACAUGGCUUUGCAACCGCCUCCUAUCAGGUACGUUCGGCGUGGACCUUGUUCACCGGCUGGGCCGCUCGCUCUCUCCGCCUCGCGGCCCGGGUUGGGCCUUCCUCCGACGCCCCGGGUGCGAACCCAAGGCAAGGGCGACAGACGAGACCGCGGCGCGCCGCCUGACCAUACGCGGUCCUCGAGCUAGAGCUGACAUAAUGGUUGCUGGGCUCGAUAGAUCGAAGGUAGCGUCGAUGUCGACGGUCGAGGAAGCACCGUCUGGGACGACAUGUGCCAACGCAAGAACGAGGACGGCUCGCUCAAGGUCGUCGACGGCACUGACGGCAGCCUCGCGACCGACUCCUACCGUCGCUACAGCGAGGACAUUGCCCUCAUGAAGAGCUACGGCGCCAACUGCUACGUGAGUUGACAACCACUUUUAUCGUGACGAUCCAUGGUCCCUCACCCGGAUCGGCUGGAUUACACACAAGUGCACGAACCUCCCAAGCUGCAUGACAGAAAUAACCGGCUGCUGACACCCCCACCCCCUCUCCCCGCCGGUCAAUAGCGAUUCAGCAUCGCCUGGGCUCGCAUCAUCCCUCUCGGUGGUGCAAGUGACCCCGUGAACCCCCUUGGAAUCAAAGUGGGUUUUCGUCUACAGUCCCGAAUGUGCCACCUCAUUGCAAGUCACUCACACCUUCCCCCCCCCCCCCCCCCUCCCCAACCCCAACCCCCCGUCCCCCACUUUGGCGAAAACCCUGCAACUCUUCCUCUCCCCCACUAGUUCUAUUCGGAUCUCAUCGACGAGCUGCUUGCCAAUGGGAUCGAGCCUCUCGUUACCCUCUAUCAUUGGGAUACCCCUUCGGCGUUGCAAGAACGUUACAACGGCUGGCUCGAUGGCGAGCAGAUCACGCGCGAUUUCGUCAACUACGCUCGAGUCUGCUUCGACGCGUUCGGAGAUCGCGUCAAGUGCUGGAUCACCCUGAACGAGCCUUACUGCGAGUCCAUCCUCGGUCACUUGUUGGGGAUCCACGCCCCCGGCCGAACAUCGAACCGAGCGCAGUCCGCCGUCGGCGAUUCGGUCCACGAGCCUUGGAUCGCCGGCCACAACCAGAUCCUCGCCCAUGCCCACGUCUCGGACCUGUACAACAAGCAAUAUCGACACAGGACCAUCGGCGGUCGAGGUCAGAUCAGUAUCGCCUUGAACGGCGACUGGAACGAGCCCUACGACCAAGAACCGGCGACGAUCGCUGCGGCCCAACGAGCGAAUGAAGCCUGGGUUGCCUGGUUCGCCGACCCCAUCUACCUCGGUCGGGACUACCCCGCCAGUCUUCGUGCCCAACUCGGUUCGCGGUUACCUCAAUUCACAUCGGCUGAGCUUGACUUGCUCAAGGCCAACAUCCCCGAGUUCUACGGCAUGAACCACUACACGACGAACCUAGUCAAGCCUUUGCCCGAACCGGCGGACGCGCUCAACUACAACGGCAACGUCUCAUUGCACCACACCUGCCCCGACACGGGCAAGUUGAUCGGUACGCCUUCGCAAUGCUCAUGGCACUUCAACGUCCCCUGGGGUUUCCGCAAGCUCCUCGGCUGGAUCUGGAACCGCUACCACAUCCCGAUCGUCGUGACCGAGAACGGGUACCCCGUCACGGACGAGAACAACUUUUCGCUAGAGAAGGCAAUCGACGAUACCGAGCGCUGCAAGUUCUACGAGUCUUACCUCAACGAGAUGGAGAAGGCCAUGUUGCUCGACGGCGUCGACGUGAGGGGUUACUGCGCUUGGUCGUUGUUGGACAACUUUGAAUGGGCCGAAGGGUACAUCCCUCGGUUCGGGUGCACCCACGUCGACUACAAGACGAUGAAGCGGACACCCAAGAAGAGUUCCAAGGUCAUUAAAGAAUGGUUCGCUGUGCGGGAAGCCAAAGGCUCGUCCUCGACUGCGUCCAUGAUCCCUUCGAGCGUCGUCAACCUCGUGAAGAACUCCAACUUUGAAGUGUCGGCCGAAGCCGUCAUCGCUUGA